Blepharisma stoltei is the source of this 1803-nucleotide messenger RNA. Lineage: Eukaryota; Ciliophora; Heterotrichea; Heterotrichida; Blepharismidae. The record is from the annotation of a GenBank genome assembly.
AUGAGCUUUAUCAGCCCAAAGAAAUUCUCCAGGCUUGGAAAGGUGUAUGAUUUUGCGGGGAAAAAUUACUGUGUGAGGGAAAAAAGUGAGCCACCUCCGCUUUUGAAACAAAUUAGUGCUGAUUAGAUAAAGAUUUUGGGGGUGGUGGAGGAUUAUUUCAGCCUCUAACCGUCCUUAGUAGGCUUUGGGCUAAGGCUGCCUAGAGCAGUGGCAGCCACACGCAAAUCCUUUUCAUGCUGGCGUCACCAGUAACUCGGGAAGACUCACCCAGCCUUGCAUGGGUCUUGUCUCCACAGCGAAGGAGUCUCUAAACCCCUAAUAGUGAUCAGGUAUGAGUUUAUUGCCCAAGCCUCUUUCUGAGAUUAUCACGCCUUAUGUAGAGAAAUAUUGCUUACCAAUAAAAUGAGUUGACGCUGCUCCUUCGGUUUCUCAUCUGAGCUUAGGAAAAGCCUGCCAUAUAGUCCUGUCCAGACAAAACCCCGCCAGACUAAUUAGUGCCGAAGAUGUGGAAAAAGAAUUGAAAAAAGUUCAAAAAGAAAUCGAUUUAUUAGAGAAAACUGGGAAAGCUCAUAGUAGGCACUCUUCAUGCUUUUUAUCCCCAUCCAGAGAGAAGUUAGAAAAAAUAAACGUAAAAUUUAUACAGAAACCUUCAAAUCUUGAAUCUCCUCCUUCUACCAAAUACAAUCCAAGAAUCAAUUUUCUUCUGCCUCGAGUACCUGAAGUAUCAAUACUCAGAUCAGUUUCUGGAUUAUCCAGAAAUCAAAAAAUCUAUAUCCCAACCUGUGUUGAUACCGAAGACCUUACCUGUCAUUAUCCUGUAAAACGAAAAAAUACUUUGAAUUCAGAAAUUAGCUAUAUAGAUUUCAAUGCGUUGAGGAAAAAAAUUAAGCAAAGGACUACUGAAGAAAAUACCUUACUCUUUCUUUAAAUUGGAAAAAUUCAGUAAAAUUUAUAUUUUUGAGUAAACUAUCCCCUUUAAAUUAGAAUAAAAUACUAAUUUUAUAAGGAAAAAUAAUAAUUAUCUUUAAUGCUUCCGAAUUCUAUAAUAAACUAAUUAGAUAACUAUUUAAACAAAGUUAUUAUAAUAUAUUUUAUGAUAAUUCUUCUUUAAAAAUAAAUUCAGAGGGAGGUAGAUUCUUCUUGGUCUUCAAGAGCCUCUCUGUCGUUUGACAAACAAUUACCAAGAAAAUACACAUCAUCUUCUCAAAUUGAAGCCCGUUUCGAAACAGUUAAUUUUCCUAAACUUUUUUCCAAGUAUAAAAGUUCCCCAAGUGUUGAUUUCGGUAAAAUUUCCCCAAGAAAGGAACCUCAAAAGUCUUUCACCCCGUCUCCUUAUAUAUUUUCUGAUAAAAUCAUCAAGCGAAAAGCCAACAUUGGCGCUUAUGAUAUGAGCAAAGCAGUUGGGGUUCGUUUUUCGCCAGAAAAAUAUAAAGUUGACACUAUAAAUCAAGACAAAGUUGCAAAAGCUUAUAAUAUAAUUCUUCCAAAAACCCAUAUAGCUCCAGCCCUAUUUUUGCUUGUUUAGGAGCAAUACCUUUGUCUGUUGAAUAGUCGACGAAAAUGCCAAUUUUUCUAGCAAACACAAUUUAAAAUUGAAAAUGCAAAUUAUAGCUGUAUUUGUCAAUUUUAAUUUGCCCUUUUCAGAAAAACUGGCAUUUUCAAUAGGCAAAAGUAUUGCUACAAAAGAAUCUAUAAGGAGCCUUAAAUUAUAUAUCUACUCCAAAUUUUGAAAAAAUUACAGCAAGAGCUCAUAAGCAUAUAUCCAAAGAAGAGGACAAAAAGUAUAUUUAUGAAAUUUUAUAA